Messenger RNA from Danio rerio (zebrafish), 1871 nucleotides. NCBI's taxonomy places the organism in Eukaryota, Metazoa, Chordata, Actinopteri, Cypriniformes, Danionidae. The record is from RefSeq and is a predicted model, not a curated record.
GACAGAAAGAUCAGACUGAGGACAGAAACACACCAGCUCUGAGAAAUGGCUCAAGAUCUGUAUUUCCCUCUUCUCCUCAUUGCUCUCUGCUCCAUAUCUGAAUGUGUUCAGCGUCAGUAUCACUUUAUAAAUGAGAACAAAACCUGGACUGAAGCUCAGAAAUACUGCAGAGAGAAAUACACAGAUCUGGCCACCGUUGACAACAUGAACGACAUGAUCCAGCUAAACAAGAGUGUGAAUGGAGUUGACCAGUUUGUCUGGAUUGGUCUUCAGAGGACGAGUGUUUAUAAUUGGCAUUGGUCUUCAGGUGAUCCCUUUUUUAACAGAAAUCCUGGACAAUACAGCAAUAAUAAUUGUGGUAAAAUAAAACAUGGACAAUGGUUUGCUGAAGCAUGUAGUGACACCCAUUUAUUCAUCUGCUACAAUAUGAGCAGAGGACUGGUAUUUGUUAAUCAGACGAUGAACUGGAGAGACGCUCAGAGUUACUGCAGACAGAAUCACAUUGAUCUGGUCAGUGUGAGGAACCAGAAUGAGAGUCAAGAGCUGGAGAAGUUCAUUAAUGACACAAUCUCAUUUGGAUCUGAAGUCUGGAUCGGUCUGUUCAGAGACCCAUGGCAGUGGUCAGAUCAGAGCAACUCCUCAUUCAGAUACUGGGCAGAUAAUUUUAAAGAUUUUGCAUACUGUGCAGCGAUUCAGCCAAACACACACGGACAAUAGGGUGACUACAAUUGUGUUUCCCACCUGUAUCCUUUCGUAUGUCAUGAAGAUAAACUGAUUGUGAUCCAGCAGAAUCUGUCGUGGUCUGAAGCUCUGAGAUACUGCAGACAGCAUCAUGUGGAUCUGGUCUCGGUUCAGUCAGUGGAGAUGCAGUGUCGUGUGAUGAACGUGGUUAAACUGGCGUCUACUGAGGCGGUGUGGUUGGGUUUACGUCACUCCUGCGCUUUGGGCAUCUGGUUCUGGGUGAGUGGAGAGACCGUGUGCUAUCAGAACUGGGCUCCAGGGAACGGCACAUCAGAGGAGGACUGUGAGCCCACAGUGAGAUCUGGAGCAGUUCAGUCUGGAGGAGAUCAGACCUGGAUCAGCCGUCCUGAAACUGACCGACGCAACUUCAUCUGCAGAAACUACUGAGAGUGAAGAAGUAAGAUGACGUAUGUGAAAAUUGUUUACUGAAGUAAUAGUUUUACAAAAAAUAUUCAACUUCAGUAGGCAUUAACGCAUUAUGAUAGUGAUGAGCAUAUUUGAAGCACAUUUUUUGGGCUUUUAUAAUCUUUCUAAAUCUGCACUCUAAAAAAGCAGAGUUAUCUCAACUCAAAUUGGGUAAAAUAUAGAGAAACCCAAAUGUUGGUUCUAUAAAUUACAUUUAAAAAAAAAACAGCAAUUAGUUUUGUCCACAUUUUACUCAUAUGUGGACUUAAAAACAUUUUUAGUGUAUUGUGGUUUCAUUAAACGGAUAGUCGUGUGAUUUCAUAUGAAGCUUUAAUACUUCAUAUGUUAUGAAAAAUGAUUAUAAAUUUCAGUGCUUUGUUAUUUGUGAGUGAAGCUUCUGUGAACCCGUGUCUGUAUAAUGAAUAUCUGGCAUCUGCUCAGUUUUAUACAUGUGUUUUCUGAAUUUCUUGUGUUUUAUAUGUCCCUGUAUAAUGGCUAUAGGCAUGAUGGUAAUUCCUUUUCACCUAUAGAGUUGUCUUUAUUAUUUUUAUCAUGUCUUUAUAUGAUUUAUAUAGAUUUAUAUUAAAAUGACUGGUUUGAAUGUGAAUCACUGAGCAUUAUUUACCUCAGUGAAAUUAAAUAAUGGUUACUCUUUAAAAAUAAAGUUGGUUAUUAAAAUAUUUACAAUCCUUUUGUAUCACCAACACCAGCUGAAAUAAACAUGU